ACAACAACGAAAACGGUAAGCACCGCACUCAACUUUUGUCAUGUACCAGACCUACGCAACACCGUCGUCUCCUAUUGCUUCACCUUGUGCCACGGGCUACUGCAUACUACCUUCUUAAUGCCACUUUCAUGUCCUCCAGCAAGCUUUCUUUCAACACAAAACAGUAGACUUGUCUGAAUAAAACUCUCCACAUUGCACUCUAUUCCUGCACUGCCCUACAUUUCCUUAGUGUCUGAGAUCGACUUGGUGCUUCUCUCGUGACUGAGACUGCACCUUGGCUCACGGUCGUGCCGGAGAUCAGUGUUGACGGCGAGUCCUCUACUUGCAGAACCGAUCAGCCCGGCCUAUCUUCUAGCAGCAGAUGCAAAACCCGAAAGAUCCCCUAACACUCCCGCGUCGGCCACUUCGUUUGGCUCUCCAAAUCGAAGCAGAGGAGAAUUCAACAUGGCCAAUGUAGAAGCAAGAUAUAACCCUUACGCAAGCUCUCCCAAUUCCUUGGACACCGGCCGCAUUCCUACGACGAUACGCACAGUACCUAGCCUCGAGGACCCAUCCGAUACCUCGAGUUCAGAUCCCCCUUCGGCAAGGAACAGCGGCUUCUCAAGCUCGGUCAACAGCAACACCAGCGGAGCAUCCUACUAUUCCCAGAUGCAACCACAAUCACAGAACCAGAACGGGUCAUCAGCGAGGUUAAAGGCACCUUCUUCACACCCACCAGAGGCACAAACGAGCUCUGCCAGGUCUCCUAUAUACGCAGCCAUGUCUUCGAGUAACACGACUUUGCGGCCCGGGGGCGACGCCACAUAUGACAGAGAAGAUCGUGAGCCUUCUCCGCAAUGGGAUGGGGGCGCUGUAGGCAAGGCGGGAUUGGGUAAAACCGGACGGGUUAUCAACAAGCUGGUCUCUGACAAUGAAGCAUUAAAGCGGGAUCUGAAAAUCGAGCAGAUCAAAUCAGAAGAAGCGAGGCAGGCGGCCAAGCUGAUGGAGGAUAAGAUGGAGAGAAUGAUAUCCGAGUACGAGUCGAGGUUACUGGAGGCUAACGUCACGAAGACGCUGCUCGCCCGAAAAGAGCGGCAGGUGGAGUCCCUUCAGGCUGCCGUCAACCUCGAGAAGAAACGAACAGCCGAUGCUUUGGAUAGGGAAAGAAUCUGGAAGGAGGAGAUGGAGAAGUCUCGGCGCGAUGCCAAUGUUCAGGUCGAGGAGGCAAAAACGCAAGCAGCACUAAUGGAGGGACGCUAUAAUGCCAUCGCAUCGCACUGGAAGGAGCAAGGUGACGAAGUCAAGAAGACGACUACAUCACUACAUGCCGAAUUCGCAGCCCUGACCGAAGAACGGAGGAGAGACGAUGAUAAGAUUAAUACGUUAAGAGACCUUUGCGACCAACAGGACGGAAAUAUCAAGGACCUCAAGAGGCAAAAGGAUGAAAUUGGUGAUCAAUUCGAGGCGUACAAACGUGCCCAGGAAGCUGCGUUGGGAAAUAUUAAGGAAGAAGCACGAUGGCGAGAAGAAGAGCAAAGUAAGACCAUCGAAGAGACGAAACAGGUCUUGGGCCAGUUGAGAUGGGCGUUGAAGGUCAAAGAGAAUGUCAAGGGCGCCGGUUAGGACACUUUGAGCAAUUCUUCUGCCGUGGAUCGACUUGCUGGGACGAAUUACUCGCCCAGGCGCAGACCAGAUCGCUCAUCACUCAACUCCCUUUCAAUCCAACCACGAAGCUUCGGGGGGAUUUUUUCUUGUACAUAUAUUCGAGCCUACGAUACACUCGCGCGCUGCUCUGCCAUUAGACCGUUGGAAGAUCGAACUGCUACAACAACACAUAGACUGGAUCACGCGGAGAGCUUCAUGGAAUUUUGAGGUGUUUGGGGGCUAUCGGUCCUGCUCCUCAUGUUGCGGUAAAGGCGUUUACUGAGCAGAACUCCUAAGCGUAAAAGCAUGAUCACUCUUUGGAGAUGAUAAUUUGUGUUUUGAGAUUAUUUCUCUAUCUUUCAUGUUGCAUAUACCCGGUCAAAACGAUAGAAUGGAAUGACAAAUUUUUUCUUUGUUUCA
Truncatella angustata is the source of this 2043-nucleotide messenger RNA. RefSeq lists its product as uncharacterized. Bases 445 to 1602 code for a protein of 385 amino acids. The transcript has a single exon. Lineage: Eukaryota; Fungi; Ascomycota; Sordariomycetes; Amphisphaeriales; Sporocadaceae. The record is from RefSeq and is a predicted model, not a curated record.